AUGUCACCUCCAAAGAAGAAGCCAAGAUGUGAUGUGAAUUUUGGUGGAAAUAAUUGCGGUAUUAAAGAGGAACCAUCAUCAAAAUAUUCCGGAUUUGGUUGUAAAAUCGAUGGUGGAUACUGGAAAGAAAUCGUAACCUAUGAUAAUGCUAUCGAGUUUGGUGAUGAUUAUACAAAAUAUCAUAGAUUAUUAGAUAAUCGGGUAUUUAUUCAUAGAUUAUUUCAAGAUGGAAAAGAUCAUAAAAUUGAAUGGAAAGACUCUUCUAGUAAAAUACUUGGUUACUUCAUAUAUAGUUUCCGUUUAGUUUCUUAUCAUGGAUCAGAACCUCUCCGAAUCAAUGGCCCAGCUGGUAAGGGUAAAGUAAAACUUCAGAAAUUACUCAAACCAAUGAAAAUUCGAUUACUCUUGUUGAGAAUAUGCGAUCAUGAAAUAAUUAAGAAAACAAAUAUCGAUAUUAAAGAUAUUGUUUCCGAUAUUAAGGAUUUUAACGGUUCGAAAGUUGAUGAUAGAUUUGAAAUAAUAGAAGAUGAGACAAAAGUAGUCAAAUGUUCAGAAGAAUGCUCAUUUACUAUUUCUGAAACUGUUAAUUUCUGUAUAGAUUUUAACGGGAUUAAAGAUUGUAUAGUAGAUGAUGAUGAUGAUAAUUACGAUUUUGGAAUAGAGAGAGACUUAACAGUUGGUAAUAUAGGAAUAUCAGCAUUUUAUGAUAAUUUAUUUAUUAUUAUGGCUGAAUUAUAUCAAAAUGAUUAUGGACAAGCAGCCAGUACGACGAAAUUGACCAAAGACAUCGUCAAACAACAAAAUUACAAUAAAGACAAAACACAUAAUAUCGUUAAUCUGAUAAACGCUGCUAUUCAAAAUAUUGAUGAAUAUAAAAUGAUUACUGGAAAAAAACCCAAUGAAAAUUAUUUAUCUUAUAAUGAUAUUAGAGAAAAAAUGAUCAAAGAAACCAAUGUUAAUAGAUUACAAGAUAAUGGUUAUUGGAGCAAGAUAAUAAGAAAUAAUAAGUUUCCUGAAUUACAAAAAUUGAGACGAGCAAUACUAAAAUCUAAACAGAAAGAUGAAAUUAAAACCGAAUCUCAAACAAUUAAACAAGAACCAAAUAAUGAAAUAAAGAUCAAAAAAGAAGAAAUUGAAAACAGUGAAUUUAAAGGCAAUUUCAAACAACCAAAACAAGAAGUCAAAUUACCAGUAGAUGAAAAAGUCGAAUUCGAUAAUGAGCAAAAUACAAAAGAUAUUAAACAGAAAGCUGAAUUAUUAGUGGUUAAUGAGAUUGAUUAUUAUGAAUCCGAACAAAAAGUUGAAUUAUUAAUGGUCAACGAGGAUAAAGUAGUCGAAUUCGAUAAUGAGCAAAAUAUGAAAGAUAUUGAGAAAGCUAAAUCAUUAGUG
Paraglomus occultum is the source of this 1389-nucleotide messenger RNA. Lineage: Eukaryota; Fungi; Glomeromycota; Glomeromycetes; Paraglomerales; Paraglomeraceae. The record is from the annotation of a GenBank genome assembly.